Messenger RNA from Plasmodium gallinaceum, 2928 nucleotides. RefSeq names its product conserved Plasmodium protein, unknown function. Lineage: Eukaryota; Apicomplexa; Aconoidasida; Haemosporida; Plasmodiidae. The transcript has 2 exons. Bases 1 to 2928 code for a protein of 975 amino acids. The record is from RefSeq and is a predicted model, not a curated record.
AUGAAUUCAAAAACUCUUCCAAAAUUAAAUAAUAAAAGUCGAUCUUUAAUGAAAUCAAUGAAACCACCUAUAAUUCCUCCUAUGUUAUUAAAAAAUAAAGAAAAGUUACCUCCUGUCCCAAAGAAUGUUAUUUCAAAAAUGAUAGAAAAUGAUAUAAACAGUAACAACAAUAAAGUGGAACAAGAAAUAAAACCGUCUGAACCAAAUGUCAAAAUACCAGAACCCAAUAUAAAACCACCAGAACCCAAUGUAAAACCACCAGAACCCAAUAUAAAACUACUAGAACCAAAAAUAAAACCAUCUGAACCAAAAUUAAAACCACCAGAACCAAAAAUAAAACCAUCUGAACCAAAAAUAAAUCCACCUGAACCAAAAAUAAAACCACCUGAACCAAAAAUAAAACCACCUGAACCUAAAAUAAAACAAUCUGAACCAAAAAUAAAACCACCUGAACCAAAAUUCAAACCACCUGAGCCAAAAAUAAAACCAUCUGAACCAAAAAUAAAACCACCUGAACCAAAAUUCAAACCACCUGAGCCAAAAAUAAAACCAUCUGAACCAAAAUUCAAACCACCCGAACCAAAAAUCAAACCACCACAAACAAAAAUAAAACCACCAGAACCCAAUAUAAAACCGUCAGAACCCAAUAUAAAACCAUCAGAACCCAAUAUAAAACCACCAGAACCUAAUAUAAAACCAAUCGAACCAAAAAUAAAACCAUUUGAUCCGAAAUUAAAAUUUUCAGGAUCAAAAAUAAAUUCAGUAGAAUCAACAACCAAAUUUACAUCAAAAGAAGCUAAUGAUGUAGAUCUAAAAGAAAAUAUGUCAUUUGAUUCAGUCAAAGAAGAAUACCCCAAGAACAUUUUAUCAAAGAAUAAAUUUCAUGAAAAAAAAAAUAUUUUUGAUAAAGUAAGAAAUAUAUCACUGAUAUCGAAAAAUGUUGAAAGCAGUAAUCCAUACGAAAUCAUAGAAAAGGGUAGGUUAUAUUCAGAUAAGAAAGAAAAAACUAAACACUCAACUUCUACAGUUACAGAAAAAGGUACAAUAAUUAAAAAGGAAAUAUCUUUGUUAGAUAAUGAAAUGACAAAAAAUAUAUUGAAUAACAGCAAAGAAAUUCAACAAAAAUCAUUAAAAAAUGGAAACUUUAAUAUUGUCGAUAUUUCAACACAGGGAAAAGGAAGUACUUUUAAGAUAUCGACAAAUUUACAUAAUAAAGUAGAACAAACAGAAGUGUAUAUUAAUAGUGUAACUAAAAAAAAUAUAAUGAUUGGAAUACCAAAUGAAGCAAAAAAAAUUGGUCCCUUAUCAACUUUUAAAGAAAGCAAAUUGAUUAGAAAUACUCACUAUAUAAAUGCAUUUUCAAGAUUUGAUGGUAAUUAUAUAGGUAAAGUUACAGGACCACCCACCCCCAUUUCUAAUUUAGAUAAAACUCCUCAGAAUCAUAACGAAAAAAAAGAUUUUCAAAAUGAAUUUCAAAUAAAUAAUUUUUCUAAUAAUUUAUCACCUUUUUCUGAUUAUUCAUGUAUGAUGAAUUUCCCUCUUUAUAAUUUUAAUAGUAACUUAAAAAAUAGUGGCAUAGCAAAUCCACCUUUUUGUUUUUAUCCCGGGAUGUGCAUACCUUUAUAUCCAUAUGAUCCUUUAUAUUAUCAAAAUAUUUUUAUGAAUAAUUUAAAUGAAUCAGAAGAGAAAAAUAGGAAAGAAGAAAUUAAUAAUGAUAAUAAAAGAAUAAAAAAAAAAAAUAAAAAAAUAAAAAAAAAAAAUGUUGAUAAUACAAUGGUAGCUUCAGGGCACCUAAAGCCUCUACAAUUUAGAAAUGGAGCAGAAUGGAGUAGUGAAGAUGAAAAAUAUUUGAAUGCUGAUAUAUAUUUUGAAGAAGAAAAAAAAAUAAAUAGAGAAAAUAAAAAUAAAAGUAGGAGUAAAUAUAUUGGAAACUCUCAAUGGUAUGAAAUUGAACAUAAAUUAAACAAUUCAAGGGGAGUUAUCGAGGAUGAAGAUGAAGAUGAAGAAGAAGAUGAAGAUAAAGAUGAAGAAGAAGAAGAAGAAGAAGAAGAUGAAGAUGAAGACGAAUAUAAUAAUGAAAAUGAAGAUUAUAAUAAAGAAGAAAAUAAAAAGUAUUAUAAAGAAUUAAAAAAAAAAAAAAAAUGCAAAAGUACUAAAAAAAAUAUUGAAGACAUGGAUAAUUUUAAUUUUGACAACUUAUAUAAAAAUUAUAAAAUAGAAUAUUUAAAAGAAAAACUAAAAUGGGCAAACGAAUAUUUAAAGAAAAAGAAAAAAAAUGAAGAAUUAAGUAAUAGUAAUUCUAUAACUUACAAUCCUUUAAGAAAAAAACAUAUUGAACGUUUAGAUGAUAUUGCACAUCUUUUUUUACCAAAAAACAAAAAAUAUCAAAAUCUAUUUGAUUUAGCAAUGAAUAUUUCUAAAAUAUCUAAUGAUGACAAAAAUGAUAUAAUUAAUAUACUUUUAUCAUGUAGAGAAUUAGAAAAAUUAAUAGAAGAACAACAUUGUAUCCUUGAUAUGUUAGAUAAUGACUUGAAAGAAGUAAAUGCAUCAUUAAAGUUACCUUCUAAUUGGGAUAAUUUUGAAAACUUUGAAUUAUUACAAGAAAAUAUUUUAAAUUCAGAAGAAAAUGGUUUAUCUUUAAAUAAUACUCCUUUAUUUAUAAAAGGAAAAGUAUCUCUUAUACCAAAAAAUUUAGAAACUUUUUUUGAAGAAACAGAACAAUCAGAUAAAAAAGAAGGAUACAAUACAAUGACAAAUAUGCAUACAGAAAAAAACACACUAACAAAAAUGAAUACAGAAAAAAACACAAUAACUAACAUGAAUAUAGAAAAAAACACAAUAACAAACACUAAAUUUUCUCCAAAAUUAAUAAAAUCUAAAGUGAAAGCAAAAAUACCUUUAUUGUUAAAAAAUACUCAAAAAUCAUAA